UCAGUACACUGCUGGAGGAGAACAUGUCUUCUCCCUAUAUAUAGAGAGUUCAUGCAUGUUGUCGGGACAGUCUUUACUCCUCCUCAAGUCAAGUCAAUGAUAAGAGAGCACUUCACGUUUAGAUUGUCCCUCACACCUGCGUUUGUCAGUCACAGCUGAAAUGAGCUGUCUGUCUGAGCGACCCGACGCUUCAUUCCCAUUGGCUGUGAGAGGAUCUGAAUCGGAGUCCCGUUGGAGAGAAAACGCAAACUCGCAAUUCCCGAAGUUGCGAAGUUAGCGAGACGGAUCGUGCGUGUGGAGAAAUUAAACGACUACGGACGGAAUAACGCGUGCCCAACUCGACUGAGGCCGUUUUAAGCACGGUGCUGUGCAGAGCCACAAGAGGGCCAUGUCUGAUAACAGCACCGGCAGCUCCGGGUCAUCCAGUAACAGCUGGACGCUUCUCUCUCCAGAGGAAGCUGCCGCCGACCCUGCAGCACCAGUGGAUGAUGGGACGGAAAGUAUUGGGGAUGCACCCAGUCUUUCAGAGGAAAUAGCAGGAAGCUCUUUGGAGGUGAGGUCACAUGACCCUGAAACUCCAAUGAUGGAGAGCGUUUUGUCAGAGGAGGGUCACCAGGUCAGUGCAUCACCACUGAUUUGCCAGGAAACAUCCCCGGAUUUCUUUGAGGAAAUGGCAGCAUCUGGCCAUGGCGAUGUUGAGCUUGAUCCUGAGAUCCAUGCUCCUGUCAUCCAUGACACCAUCACCAGUUCUCCCCCUGACAGUGACCUUCUGGGCGCUGUUCCCUUCAGCAUCACUACAGAAUCAGCCUUCCAGUUUUCAGAGGAGACGGUCCUUGACGAACCCACUGAAGAGGACGUAACUGAUAUCUUCCCCGGCCAGCCUGUUCCAGUCCAAGAAAGCCCCGCCCCGGACACAGAGCCCAGAAUCACCUCGACUCCCGAACCAUUCAGAGAAAUUAGCUCCUCGCUCGACGUCUCUGAUGUUACCGCAGAUAUAAGCCCCGCCCCUAAAACUAUUGAAUCUUCUGCAAUCCCUGUGCUUGAUAUUCAUGCUGAUGUACAUCCCACCCCUGAAACCCCGCCUCUGGCCACGCCCUCUGAGGCUGAUACAGGCUUUGGCUCCACAGCAGAAAGCCCCGCCCCUUACAGCCCUUAUCCAGAAACCAUUGGUUCUUUUGAGACUGAGGAGGAGCCUAUUUUUGAGAAAGACGAAAUAGAGCUGCCAGAUAAAUUCCCUGAUGUGAUCAGAGAGCCAGAAUCUCUUGGUGCUGAAUUCCCAGCGGGCACCUCAGCAGAAGAUGAUGGUCUGAGACUCAGACAUGUGCAACCCACCAUAGUGUUGAAGCGAAGCUCUGACGACGAGGAGGAGGAAGAAGAAGAGGAGGAGUUUAAUCUGCCAGUGAGGAAAGAGGAGAAACGAGGUUUCUCUUUGAAUCAGCUGAUAGUGGGCGCAUUGGUCCUGCUCUGUGUUGGAUCCUUCUUUUUCUCCGGUUCUGUGGUUGACCCGUCUGAUGAUGAUUUUGAUGGUUCAGAAUUAAGUGACCAGGAAGUCCUUGAUAAACUUGCUCAAGAGAAUAAACAAAUUAAUAUAUUGGAGGCUCAGAUUGAGUCACAGAAACAGGAGUUGGACCGGGCUCUGAAAAUGACAACAGAUAUGCACAGCACUGAGAAAGGAGCGCUGGAAAACGAGAACACUAAAUUGAAAGAACAACUGUCUGAACUGCCUGGUUUAAAAGACGAACUACAGACACUGAGAGCACGAGUUGCUGAGCUCGCAAAGCUUACAGUUGAAGAGCGUCCACAACAGGCCCCUGACUCCGGGUCCCCGCCUUCCACUGCUGAGUCUAGUCCAGAAGGAACUGAGAAACCCUGGGAUAAGAAAGAGGAACUCAAGCGGCAGAAAGCUCUUUUGGAGGAGAGCAGGACGAGGCUGGAGGGAAUGAAGAAACAGGGCUUGAGGGAGAGCUUGGUGGAAAUGCAGAAGAGACUCUCCAAACAGGUGGACCAGCUGGGCAAGCGGGAAGACUGGAAGAGGAAACACCAGGAGCACAAAGGAGAAAAGAAGGAAUGGGGCAGAAAGAAAGAACAUGACAGUCGCUGGAAGAAGGAUGAAGCAGGGAGCGGGAAAGAGUGGAAGCGUGGGAAGGACAAAAGGAAAGACCAUCUCAAGAAGUACAAAGAAGAGUGGGACCACAAGAAGGAUGAGAGAAGGCAGGAGAGGGAAAGAAGACAGAAGGAAAGACCUUGGGAGGCCAAACCUUCCAAGCAUCAUCAACACCAGCAUCAUCAUCAUCAUCAUCACCACAAGGAGCAGGUAGACUUCUGGAAACACCAAGAAGAGAAGCUCAGGAGGAACCGACACCCUGCCGAGGGCUGCCAUGGCGUAUCCAACUGCGCUGACGCCGAGGGGCUUGUUCCUGUGAAGCUCGUGGAGUUUCAGGACCUUCUUGAGAUCUACCUAAGCAAACUAGAGGGAAUUCCUCAGGAAAGCAAGGAGUCGCUCAGCCGCCUCACCACCCAGUUCUUCAACGGCGGCUUUUUCGCUCACGACAGAAUGCUCUUCAGCGACUUCGCCGAGGACGUCGCGGAUAUCCUGGAAGAUCUGGCAGAUGGUUUAGAAGAUGAGCAGCAUGACAAUGACAAUGAUUCCCUUGAAGAUGAGAUGGAGGAGUUUGAGAAAGAGGCACUGUUAAAGUUCGCCGCACCUUUGGCGUAAUUGGUGCCGCCCACCCUAGAAACUAAGUUGAACGGAUGGGAAAAACACUAAGUGAAAGAAAACAUAAGGAAACAAUCUUAGCUGUUACUUUCCCUGGUCUUUACGGACUGUAGAUGUAGUUUAAUGCAUUGUGUGUGAGGAUUCUCCCUUCGGAGUCUUGUUCUUAGUGAAGUCCCACCUGUGUGUUGGGUGUUUUGUUGUAAGCUACCUCCCUUGGUCCUGUUUUUCAACGCCAAACCCUUUGACUCUUGCUUGCUGUGUAAAGAAUCAGUCAUCUUAAGCAUUAAGUGUUUGCACAUGAAUGAAACUGCUUUACUUGCAGAUAGAUCAAUCACCUAGAACAUGUGGAGUUGUGAACGAAAUGAACGCUAAACUGGGAAAGUGCAAUGAAGUGCAAAAGAUUGUCCCUAUUUAGUUACCUGAGCUCCCAAAAUCGACUUAAAAACAAUAAAAUGUAGAAUGUCAGGA
This is a messenger RNA of Rhinichthys klamathensis goyatoka, 3184 nucleotides long. It is a transcript of the gene pbxip1a, whose product is annotated as pre-B-cell leukemia homeobox interacting protein 1a. The record is from RefSeq and is a predicted model, not a curated record. NCBI's taxonomy places the organism in Eukaryota, Metazoa, Chordata, Actinopteri, Cypriniformes, Leuciscidae. The coding region runs from base 389 to 2716 and encodes 775 amino acids. The transcript has 11 exons.